Molecule: messenger RNA, 5764 nt
Organism: Hermetia illucens (black soldier fly)
Lineage: Eukaryota; Metazoa; Arthropoda; Insecta; Diptera; Stratiomyidae
Exons: 12
Coding region: 248-4807 (1519 amino acids)
Source: RefSeq, a predicted model, not a curated record
GAGUUCAUAUUUUCAAGUCGUAUUUCUGUAACGGUCUUUACGUCCCUCAAUUUUGUGUACAUUUUAGCGGCUCGAAUUGUGCUAAAAAGUGACAUUUUUUCGGUGCUUUAUUGUGACCAAGUGACUCCUCGCCUUAUGGCUGAAUUUGUGGCUCGUGCGGGUGAAGGUUCAGAGUGAAAAGUGACGCGAAGGACUGUGUCUGACAAAGUUUCGUUUGGCAUUUCCCGGGGCCCUGUGAGCGCCCCGAAUGAGAUCAUCCACGAUUGCAGAGGAUUUUCAAUUUGGCCAACGCGGGAGGACUAUGAGCAAUGAUAAAAACAACAUUCCUAUAGCGCGACCAAGUAUCGCUAGACCACCAAUCAAACAGUGUAAAGUCGUAUUGAAAUGCAAACGAAAAUUGACUUUUCCUGAGCAGGAAAAAGAGAAUAUUAUAAUGGCACCAGUAGCAAAUCAUCGAAACAGCAUCAGCAUCAGUGAAAUCCUUGAUAAAACCGAUCCCGACAAACUAGUGCAACUGAUCCGACAAAAACGUGGGAUUCGAAACACACAACGGAUUUUCUUGGACCUCGAAUCAGAUUCGAAUAAGUCAAAUCGUCAAAGUUUCCCAAUUAAAGUUCAACGGAACAUAAAGGAAACAGAUGCGCCGGUACCCGUCGCGGCUGAACCUGAUAAUAUUUGUCCGGCAGAUGAGAACACACCAAGUCUAGCGAAUUCGAAACAUUCAUUAUCCCAGAAUGUAAACAGUGAAAAGGGUAAUGAUGUAAGUGACAAGAAUAGGUCGACACGGAUUCCACGACCUCGAAUUCAGCUCAGACGUCUGUCACAGAAUUUAGGCCGACGUGUUUUGUUGAAGACGUUCGAGAAGACCCAACAAAACGAGAACUUUUGCCCUACGGUAGCAAGUACCCCAAAUCAGCGUGUUGCACCCCCACUCGUUUAUGAUUCAGAUAUAUCCCAAAUAGCUGGUAGUCCUUCAAUUGUCUCUGUUGAAAAUAUUUCACAAAAUGACGAUCAAACACUCACAAAUAAAAGAAAAACAGAAACAGUAAAGCAUGCAAAGACCAUAACAGAAUCAUUGAUUUCUCGUGAGAGCAGGAAAUCUGAUGCCAUUCAGCUCACAGGUAAGGACCAGCAUGACGCUGGUAUCCAUACACAAGUUUAUGAUGAAAGCAUUGAAGUAGAUGAAACAUGUGUUGGCGAUAAAUCUCAUCAAAGGAGAUUGACGAGGAUCAACAAUAACAGGCGAACUACACACGGAGACCAUUUGGUAGAUGAAACUCCGGCAAAUCUUAAUGUGGCUUGCUCUCAAAAUGUACAGUCAUCGCUACAAAUGCAGGAUCAAUCCAUGCAUCCGAUAAGUAUGGAGAGCAAGCAGACGCAGAUCGCCUCUCAGUACUUGCAGAGAAGUAAUCAUGCUAUCAAUUCAUCAGCAAACACUCUUCACUCACGACACACCGAAAACACAAAUCCUCCUCCACAAGUCUCUACAUCACAUGUUUCAUUAACUUCAAAUCUGGCAGAAGUAUCAGCCAACUUAGUCUCAGCAAUUGUAAACGGGAUCAGGCGGUCGCAAAACAAUUCAGUUUUAGCUCAGAAAACACCAAUACGUACUCAGCAAACUCCACAGAAACCCAAUGAUGCCUCAUUCACAAUACCGCCUACACAAACUCCACAAAUGCGACAUCAAAGUCCAGUGAUUGUGAUACCAGUUUAUCCGCCAUCAUCUUGUAAUCAGACCCCCUCUAAAACAGCUACAACACAUUCAGCUCCUACUUCAGUGCCAGAGCAGAAUCACCUCCGGGCAGGAAGUCAACCACAAAAACCACUCCCGUCAGAUCCACCAGCACUUCCUGCAGAUUCGGUAGCACUACCUUCAGAUUCGGCGCAGAUUUCCAGCAACAAUUCUAAAAGCAGACUAAGUUUGAAGAGACAAAAAAACAACUCCAAGAUACAUUCACGGAAAACACUGGGAGAUACUAUUGCGGAAAUGACAAGUGAUGAGGAUCCAGCCCCUGUCAAUUCGCAUUCCACUCGAUUGUCAGUCCCCAAGGAAAUUGAAAUGGAAGUAACCAGCGAUGAAAGUGACGAUGGGAAUCGUUUGCAGGAGAAAGGAGUCGAUAGAAGUAAUGUUGAUCCUCCUUCACGAUCAAUUCGAUCAAGUAUCGCUCAUCAGUCUAGACCAAUAGACUUAAGGGUGUCAACACGAAGAAUCAGCAAUCGCAGAACCUCUGCACGAUCCGAAGCACCACAUACGGAAAGUGUGCACCACGACACAGAGACAAGUCAGCCCCGAAAAAGUAAGUCGAUGAAUUCCGACUCGACAGACAUCAAUUUCGACAGUAUAUUUGCGAUCGAUAGGCUGCUCAAGAGAUUAGAUAGAUCUUCGAAUGCAAGUCGACUAGAUGGCAUAGAGGAGCGUCCUCAACAGGAGUCUGCAGAAAACAUGGAGCCAAUGCAGUGGAAUCCAAGUCCUCAAGUUGACGAAGGCGUUUUAGACACUUUCAAUGAAGACAUUAUUGACCAUGUGCCUCCAGAGGAGGCAGGACACGGUGGAUAUAUACACGAUUUAUCGCCAGCAAUGGGCAAGUUGUGGAUCAAUGCGAUGCUGAAAACGAGGAAAACUGGCUCAAUGGCGCGAUCAAAAAGAGGCCACCGCGUGAUAUCAAAAAAAAUGGUACAUUCCCCUCCGCCAGCCAUUACUUACAAUGACAUUGAAUCCAGCUUUCAACGUCGCAAAAAGUCACAGGUCCGUAAUCCAUCCUUGAGCCGAAAUCGUCGUAAGCUCUACUCAAAGGGUUAUUCUGAGAAUGAAAAUUCAUCGGAAGACGAGUCGCACUAUCAUGAAGACAUUACACAUUCGGAUAACAGUACAGCAAUUACAAAUAAAUGUAUAUAUGAUCGAGAGUCGAAAUGUUCGAAGAGCCGUGCUCCUGCCGUGACAACAAAGAUCCAAACAAUUGAAAACACGAUUAAAACAUGGCAUCGGAUGAAGUCUGCACAAGAAAAGCAACGAAAAAGUGCAGGAUUGGACAAAAAUGAUGAUGAUGAUCACCUUUUCAAAAUCCCUCAGGCACCAGCGCCUGUAAGAAAGAAGAGCUCUGUCAACGUUCACUUGAAACGCCAAGAGAGGAUCCACAAUAAUUUGAGCCAUAGAAACAGGACGCAAAAUCAAAGUCGGUCGCGAAAAAGUAGUAGUUCCUCAAGCGAUGAAAGUACGCAAUCGAAAGAGUCGCAAACGAAUCACAACAGAAGCAUGAGUAAAACAAAUGAUAAUCGCCGCCUGUCAAACCAUCGGCACGCGACUCCACAGCAUGAAGACAUACAUCGAUUGCAGAGCGACUACAGAAAAAGCCAUUAUGAAGAAUCAAGUGCAGGAAGUUCACCACGAAACAGCUCUCAUCUGAAUUCAUCAAAGAAACAAACACAGAGAGACCAAAGCCGCAUGUCCGUGAUUCAAGAAGUAUCAUUGCCUGACAGUCGAAAUGAUCACAGUAGAUCACAUAGUGAACGACCGGUUGAGCCGGAUCUUACAUCCAAAUUUUUAGAAAAGUCUACGAAUACAUCUGCUUCACGUCGUGGACGCUCAUCUAUUCACAAACAGAAGCAGGACCAAGUUUUCCCUUCGAAUGAGAUCCAUCCUCUGGAAGACACUGAAAAUCGUCAUUCGAUGCAACAAAAGUCGCACCGGAAAUCCAAAAAUUCGAGUGAAAUAAUUAGUGCAAUUUCCCCUGUACGAGGGGAGCAAGUACAACAGGCUUUAACAACAGACGAACCCGUCUUCAAAACUCCGACUAAUACUAAGAAAAGUUCUGCCAAAAGAAAAGUUAGGAAGGGAAAUACCGAUGACAAUGAAACCACCAAAACUCCUUCCCAGAGUGAUAGGUCUGCUGUGAAAAAGAAGCCGAAAAAAGACCGAGAUAAUAGUUCGGCAAUGAAAGAGAAGACAUCGGGGGUGGAAAGUGAUGCCAGUUCAACGACAUCAUUGCGACGUUCUGUACGAAAACGUCAGCCUCCGCAGCCGUAUUGGACGAGCCAACAGUACCAAUAUGAAGCAGAAAUUUCCUACAAGGAUCCUGUUAUACUUAAAAAACAGCAAAAAGUAUCUACUAAGAAAAGGAAUCCGAAGAAAAAAGUUUUGGAGAGUAUCGCAGAGUAUCCAUCGUCCCCUCAACUACCCGAUCAAGGCCAUCAAGUGCAAGAAGCGAAUCAGAAAGCGCAGGAUUUAUUUGAUGCUUUAAAGGAAAUGUCUAUUAAUACACAAACAAAUGUACCGUCUAAAUCCAGUUCAAAACCACGUACUCAGAGAGUGAGGAAAGUCCCGCCGACCCCAUCAGAAAAUUAUGUUUCAGAAAGUGAUGCUGCUGUGAACACCGAUUCAGGACUUGAUACCAACAACGAGCAAAAUACAACCACAUUCUUACCGACAUGGCUAAGAAAUUUGGCAGAGCAGAAAAUUUCAUCAGAUCCAGAUUUAAUUAAGAUAUUCCGUUUGUCCGAAGCGACAGUGGUCCGUGCAAAUAAUUUGAAAUUCCGAGAAUUAGAUGGCGUAGAAUACGCAUACUAUGAUACAGGCGUAGAGAAUCUUUACGGCUAUAUAAGAUUCCAGCCUGGCACAAGGAAGAAGAGAUCCAAAACGAAACACUUUGAAUUGUGCUUGCUAAGUAUAUUGGGUGUUAUGAAAGUGGCUAUCAACGACAGGGAGACCACUUUGGAGAAUGGCGACAUGAUGAUUGUUCCAAAAGGAACUACCUAUGGGAUAGCGAAUACAUCCGAUGAAUUGGCUAUGCUGUUUUUUAUCAAAAGAUAGUUAACUUCCAGUUGCGAUAAAGUAGCUUUUACGAUAUAUCUAGAAUCUUGUUGUCGAUGCGGUGCAGUCGCGUUGAUUUCAACUAACUUAAGUCAGCAACAAUUGAAACAAUCAAAAUGUUGUUUAGGUUAAAAGAGCUGGUGAUUUGUAAGUUAUUUUUAUUUCAGAUUAAAAUUAGAAUAUUGCAUAAGGAAGUGUUAAUUAAAGCUUGGCUCUAGUUCAAUUUCUCUGUGUAGCAUGGCGUAUGAGCUUUGAGGAUUCCACUCUUCUAGGUCUUUAUUCGAUAAACUGUUGUCUGGAUGACUUCAGCCUCACAUAGUGAAAUGUAUGGAAAAUAGACUUUUUAAUUGUUUUAGUAACAAACAAAUUUAAAUCAAGGCGCCCCUGGUAAAUGAGCAUUAAAACCAGCACGAGAAGAUCCAUGAGUUUCCUGAAUAUCCUCAAACCUUUGACAACAUCUCUUCUUAAAACACACGAUUUUAAUCCAAAAAUCAGUAAUUUUCUAUUUUGAAAAUGAAUUGCAUUAGAUUUCCGCCUAACGCAUGUGAAAUUGUUAAGAAUAUUUGAUCUUUAAUGGGGGAACAAUGUGGGGAAGAAGUUAUUGAGAAUUCAAUGGGGAAUCGGUAAUACUUUGAGGAUUUCGUGCAAUUUGCAGAAGAGGAGAAAAUAGUAUUUUAUAGAAUUAGAAUACCUUUAGAUGGAUGAUGCAUGAUAUCAACAAAAGUCGAAAUUGCCGCGAUUGUACUCUCUUCAUUUUUAUUGUAUAUAAUUUAAAUAAGCAAAAAAAAAGAAAAAAUUUUAAAAAUCUUUCUAUCUCCAAGAAGAAUGCAUUUUGAAUUUUGUUGCGAAGUAACACGAAAAUUUAUUUAUUUAUAAUUAGCGUUUUAAAUGUAAUACCCAAUCUUUUGUAAUAUUCAUAAAUAUAAGUGUUAUAUGAAUAAAGUUAUUGGAAUAAGA